Messenger RNA from Etheostoma cragini (Arkansas darter), 2803 nucleotides. It is a transcript of the gene card19, whose product is annotated as caspase recruitment domain family, member 19. Gene Ontology annotation, cellular component: mitochondrion. NCBI's taxonomy places the organism in Eukaryota, Metazoa, Chordata, Actinopteri, Perciformes, Percidae. The record is from RefSeq and is a predicted model, not a curated record. The coding region runs from base 97 to 639 and encodes 180 amino acids. The transcript has 7 exons. Gene Ontology annotation, biological process: regulation of apoptotic process.
UUUUUCCUUUCUCUGAAGACGUUAACGUAAGCCACUCCCUGUCUACGUGGUGACGUCAGUGGGCGUAUCCACACGAAGGACAGAAGGGACUCUACGAUGGGAGACAGUUUUCAUGAGCAGCUGAUAGAGGACAGCGCCUUCCUCAAAACUGACCGGAGACUGGACACCGAGCUGCUGGACAAACUCAUCCUGCAACUCAACAGAAUCUACCCGCAGAUCCUCUCAGACAAGGAGGCCACCAAAUUUCGAAACUUGGACGUGACCACAAGUGUUCGAGUGGGUGAGCUCCUGUCACACCUGCAGGGGAAAGGAGAGGAAGCAUGUCGGGAGUUUUACAGAGCUCUUCACCUGCAUGUAGAGGAAGUGUACUACAGCUUGCCCACACGGCUCCGCCUCAGAGAUUCCUUAGAUCCACUCGCUUAUCCACGUGUCUACCGACAGAGAUAUGUUCAGAACGACAGAGGUCCGCUUUUCUUUCUGGGCUGUUUUAGCGUUGCGGUGGGAAUGGCUCUACUCUAUUACUACAGUGAGGCUAAAGUGACUGGAGGUAGCCGGGCCCUUGGGAUGGCGGCUCUGGGAUUGAAAAGAAAAGCUCAGGAGGUUCUCAUAUGGUACACUGAAGAAAGCCUCAUGAAGUAGGGGGGGGGGACUCCUUCACACCAGGUGCUUCAGUAUUCCUCUUAUACAUACUACAUGUACCAAAGCACAACACAUUAUAUAUUUUUUCUGCAGCUGAGUACUAAUUUUGUACACAGUUGUAUUUAAUAUUUUGCUUGUGAUCUAAAAUGAGAAAGAUGGGGUAAAUUUCGAGCUACAUUUGGCACUUUGCUCAUAUUUUCUCAUACGUUGAUGCCUAUUAAAGGGAUUGAAUACAGUGAAAUCAAAAACAACCUGAUUUGACAAGUUGUUCUCGCUGCAAGCUUCAAAUGUGGCAUACAACAGCUUUUACAAACCAAUUAAACGACAAAAAUAUUGACUGCACUAGUGACAACAUAAGGGAUUUUAAAUAACUAAAUAUUAACAAUUGGAGGUACCUUAUGAUUAUAUACAAUCCAUUUUUUCAGCUCUACAAAAAUGAUAACCUCAAAUGCAUCAGGACAUUUUGCAGCCCAAAAUAAUUACCCUUCAAUGCAGAAAGCAACAACCUGCAGUGUAUUUGCUUCCUUUCACUCUGGUGCUAAGAAUAAUUUAUUAAAUUUACACACUUCCUUUUUUGCUCAGUUACCACUGAUGUCAAGCAUCCUAAAAUACACUUCCAUGUACUCCACAAAUUGAGUUAGAAGCAAAGAUGAGACCGAGCUCUUUGUAGAACAUAACCGCUCUCUUGUGGCCAACAGUGAACUACAUCACCAAACUGCACCAAUGUGUUGACUUGUUUUGGUUCCAUAAGAGCGUCUCGAAAUUCUGCUGCUCACAUUUAGACAAAAAGAGUAAUGUGAACAGACCGAAAUAACAUAGAGCCGAAUCAGUUUAGUAAUCCCAGAGACGGUCCAGAAAGCAUCUUCGACGAUACUUUAGACGGACUUUGCAGUCACGUGAUUGCUUCUACCAAUGAUAUCCCGUUCUACUCACGCAGUGCACUGUGGGUAGAGUUACUACCUAAUCCAAAACAUACUAAUGUCAAUUGAAGACUCGUAAUAAUGAUUCGUUAACACAUAUCAACCUAUAAUACAACAGCUGUGUUUAACAGAUAUUAAUAUUAUCAAUAUAAACCAGAAAUUGAACCGUAAGUGAAACCAAGUUAUAUAUGACGGUGUAUAUAUAGUGACGUGUCUUAUUUCGUGAAUGUGUUGUAUGAAAGGAGAGAAGGUUAGCACUCCCCUUGACAAGGAUGGAAUUGGCCCUAGUGGCCAUCAACACACAUACGGUUAAGGCACUGCCACCUACUUCGUGGCAUCUAUAACCAGAUUUUUUUGGAAUAAUUUUGACUUUAAUUAAACGAUGCCCUACUCCCUUAAACUUCAUAUUCACGGAUCUAAAACCAUGUCUCUUGUUUUCGCCAUGUAGUCAAAGACCGGAAGCAUGCCUGCAUAUUUUCCCGUGCCAUAGUUUCCGCUGGGUCGAGCAGGAUGGGAACUUUCAGCCAUUUAUUGGGCCAUUUUUGCCUGUGGCAUUAAUCCCACUGCUGCAGACACGGACGAUUACUUUAACGUGUACGCAUGGUCUGCUGUCUAUCGCACAGUUUGUGAAAAUGUAAGUAAAAGUAGGCUACAUUAUGUUUAUGAAUUCCAGCCAGCUCUUGAUAGUGUGGAUAUUAUUUUGUUCCUUCUGUGCCUUACUGUCGAGUAAGAUAGUUUCUGCUAAGCCUUUUUUAAAUACUAAGACUAGCAGUACUUCAAUUUACCCCAGUCCGGCAGAUUUUUAUGACUUUUCUCAGGCUAUUUGUAAACAAUCUCUUUAAAAUGUAUGACUAGAGAAGGGUCUGUAAACAUACCAGUAGCUGGCAUGAUGGCGAUUUGUUAAACUGUAUUACUUUGUGUUUUUUUUUGUGGUGGUUAAAGUUCAGGAUCUCAGAAGCCAAUACCCAAAACACCGAAAAACAUGUAUUAAAUGCGCAUGGCUUUGUUUUUAUUCUUGAACUCAAAAUGUUUUUAAUAUUACUCUAAAAGAAAUCUUGAUAAUUGAUUUCUGAUGUUUGUCAAUUAAUGUGUACUAUUUAAGUUCAUUGCCUGACAGUUUGUAACAUACUGUGUUGUGUAAAAAUGCCUUAAAUAUGAAAGUGCCAUCAUUUGUAGGACUUUUUGUACAAAGAUCUUUGUCUUUGUACACAAAAAAAAGAAAAAAAAAGCAUGAUGAGAAUAAA